GGGACACGCGCGCACAGACUCCGGCCAGAGCCGCCCUGGUGUCAGCGGCCCGGCUCCGCGUCCGCCCCGGCUGCCCAGGCGCGCAGCACCUGUCGCUCGGUGUGUCCCGGAGCCGGUGCCCCUGACGCCGGCCGGCCAGGGAGUGCCAUGGUUUCCCUGCCCGGGCGCCCCGCGACCAGCUUGCUGCGGCUUUUGUUCCUGGGGCUGAGUACCCUCGCGUCCUCCUCGCGGGCCCAGCUGGAGCUUCACGUGCCCGCGGGCCUCGCCAAGCUGAAGGCGGUGGAAGGCGCGGAGGUCGUGCUCCCGGUGUGGUACACCCUGCGAGGCCAAUCGCCCGCCCAGCCUGGGCCGUGGGAGUUGCUCACCGUGAUGUGGUUCUUGGAACAAGGGCAGGAUCUGAACCAGGUGUUGGCGUACAUCAGUGGGGCCACAUCAAGCAAAUCUGGGGUAUCCCUGGUCUACUCCAUGCCCUCCCAGAAUGUGUCCCUGCGGCUGCAGGGCCUCCGGGAGAAAGACUCUGGGUCCUACCGCUGCUCUGUGAAUGUGCAAGACCAUGAAGGCAAAAAUAGGAGCCAUGGCAGCAAAACUUUAGAACUCAGUGUGCUGGUUCCUCCAGCUCCUCCCUCCUGCCGCCUCCUGGGCGUGCCCCGCGUGGGGACCAAUGUGACCCUGAGCUGCCAGUCCCCAAGGAGUAAGCCAGCUGCCCAGUACCAGUGGGAGCGGGCACCCCCAUCUGCCCAGGUGUUCUUUGCACCAGUUUUAGAUGCCAUCCGUGGAUCUUUAAGCCUCACAAACCUUUCCAGUCCCAUGUCUGGAGUCUAUAUCUGCAAGGCCCACAAUGAGGUGGGCAGUGCCCAGUGCAACGUGACCUUGGAAGUGAGCACAGGGCCAGGGCCUGCGGUGGUUGCUGGAGCUGUCGUGGGCACUCUGGUGGGGCUGGGGAUGCUGGCCGGGCUGGUCCUCUUGUACCACCGCCGGAGCAAGGCCCUAGAGGAGCCGGCCAAUGAUAUCAAGGAGGAUGCCACUGCUCCCCGGACACUGCCUUGGCCCAAGGGCUCAGACACAAUCUCCAAGAAUGGGACCCUUUCCUCGGUCACCUCAGCUCGAGCCCUCCGGCACCCGCAAGGGCCUCCCAGGCCCGGUGCCCUGACCCCCACGCUCAGCCUCUCCAGCCAGGUCCUGCCUUCACCCAGGCUGCCCAGGACAGAUGGGGCCCAGCCUCAGCCAAUAUCCCCCAGCCCGGGUGGGGUCUCUUCCUCCACGCUGAGCCGCAUGGGCGCUGUCCCCGUAAUGGUGCCCGCCCAGAGUCAGGCUGGGUCUCUGGUGUGAUGGUCCAGCCACUCAUCAGCUAAGCCAUCUGGUUUCUCUCCUUCCUAGACGGGUCCCCCUAGCACAGAGGCCUGAGUCUUGGGAGACCACCUUCCAGACCUCCAGUUCUCUGCUCACACCUUUCUUUACUAUGGGGAAACUGAGUCUCAGUUAAGAUCCAAACAUUCAAGAGGUAGAAGAGGAAGUGAAUCUUGGGGAUUAGGAAGAGGGCCACCCCCUCCCCCAGGCCUUCCUAUGACUGCAGGGAACACUGCUGAGAUGUGGCCCUGGUAGGGACGGGCCAGUCCAGGAGUCCUCCAGGCCCUUGAUCUGUACUCCACCCCAUCUAACAGCAUCCUUCACUCCCACUCCAGCUCCCUGCAUUCAUAUAACCUGUCCUGCUGGCUUGGUUGGGUUUUGUUGGGGGCAGGGGAUAGGGAAGGUAUUUUUUUUUUUAACUAACUUGAAAUAUGUUUUUGUUUUUAUUUUGCAAAUUUUAAUAAAGACGCAUUGUGUUUGUAUGGAAA
Canis lupus familiaris (dog) is the source of this 1835-nucleotide messenger RNA. RefSeq names its product endothelial cell adhesion molecule (gene ESAM). The record is from RefSeq and is a predicted model, not a curated record. The coding region runs from base 148 to 1329 and encodes 393 amino acids. Gene Ontology annotation, molecular function: cell-cell adhesion mediator activity. The transcript is spliced from 7 exons. Gene Ontology annotation, biological process: homophilic cell-cell adhesion. Lineage: Eukaryota; Metazoa; Chordata; Mammalia; Carnivora; Canidae. Gene Ontology annotation, cellular component: plasma membrane; adherens junction.